AAAAUUGUAAAGCUGCCCUCGUACACAGUAUUUCUUCCCCAGCGAGGUGCAGAAGGGUAGAAUGAUGCAUACCAAUGUCCGCAUUACAGUCGAGGUGUGGUCCUUCCUGGUGGGUGUGAGCUUAUCUGGCGGAGCAGUUCACUGGGCACUGCAGAGGUUCCGUCGCCGCCUAUUGCAAGGGACCGGGACAACAGAGGUGAGGGACCCGGCGGGCAAGAGUUAUGCCUCCGCUCUGCUCUACACCACCGGGGUCCUUCUACAGAAUCCGCCCUUCAAACUCCCUAGAAACCUUACUGGCCAGGUAACAUUCAUUCAGACUUUUAUGUCCCUGACGUGUGAACGAGCACAUAGGACAGUGUUGUUGGUGUUCAUGUAAUGCAGUCAUUGUAGGCAGGCACGACCUCAGGGUCAGUCAUGCUGGAAUUAGAGGUGCCGUUACGUGGAGGGACCAGAAUGGUGAUCUGAACCGGCUGGCCAGGGUUGCUGCUGCUGCUGCUGCUUCUAUCUGACAGCAUUCAUGCGCAUCAAGAGUCAACUCACUUCUUUAUUACCGAGUAUAGCUGCAAGAUGUCAGGCUGAGUUGCAGCUUCGUUUAUGAGGCAGCUUAAUGAAAAGCCUGAGGAGAUUCCAACAGUCACGUGUGCACAGAUGCUGGUGGGGUGGUGGCUACUGUUUGGCCUGUUGACAGCGGCUACCUACCGGUCUUCUCUGAUCGCCCACCUAUCGGUGCCGGCCAUGAGCGCGCCUGUGGACACUUUCGAGGAACUGAUAGGCCGUGCUGGGUGGUCUUGGGGGCUGGAGCCAACAUAUGGCGCCGAAUGGGAAUGGUUCAAGGGUAGCGCUUCGCCCACCGUCAGGAAGGUCUUCCAGGGAAUCGAGGUACUGCCAACCAAGGAGCACCUGCAACGUGUCAUGGCGGGCAGCCACGCCCUUCUCACCUGGAAAUUUUACAUUCAGUCCCUUAUCGCCUCGCGCUUCACUGACGCCAGCGGCUACACUCCCCUCUACAUUGGCCGCUCUCAGCAGUACGUCAGCACCGGCUACGGUUGGGGCUUCAGGAAAGGCGCACCGUUCCUCCGCCGUAUAAAUGAAGUAAAGCAGUGGCUGCUGGAGGCAGGACUCGUCAACUACUGGCUGGAUGACCUCAUCCAGGCCUCGGCGCAGGCAGCCAGGAUGAAGCAGGCCGCGGCAGGGGGUACGGAGCAGAAAGAGCAGGCCAGGGCGGCAGAGGACGGGCGCUUGGUGCUGGGAUUGGGUCACCUGCAGACUGCUAUGUACCUCCUGGUGGUGGGGUCCGGGUUUGCCUUCCUAGGCCUGCUGGGGGAACUGGUCUUGCCCCAUCAUUGA
This is a messenger RNA of Portunus trituberculatus (swimming crab), 1347 nucleotides long. RefSeq lists its product as uncharacterized. The transcript is spliced from 4 exons. The record is from RefSeq and is a predicted model, not a curated record. The coding region runs from base 595 to 1347 and encodes 250 amino acids. NCBI's taxonomy places the organism in Eukaryota, Metazoa, Arthropoda, Malacostraca, Decapoda, Portunidae.